GACAAUACCGUAUUAUCGUUGAUCGAUGCUGCAAGAGAUUCUAAUCAAAAUUUUAUUGCUAUCUACUUGAAUUCAUCAUAUCGUGAAAACGAUGAAGAUCAUGUGAAAUUAAUACAUAUUUUCAAUAAUCUCAAAUCAUUUAGAGAGCCAUGCGAAUGCAUAAGUUAUUUGGUUCAAAAUAAAGGAAAAACACAAAUUAUAUUGAUCGCUUCAAGCAUAUUAGCUUUACACGUCAUUCCACUAGUUCACGAUCGACCAGACAUUAUUCAUAUUUACAUUCAAUGUCAAAAUGAACAAGAAGAACAGUAUUGGACUGAAAAAAAUUAUUUAAAAGUUCAAAAUAGAAUUUUUAGUGACAAAAUCCUACUCUAUGCAGAUUUAAAAACAUUUGUAAUAACUGAGAAGGAUAAUGAACAGAAUUUACCGUAUAAAGAAAUAUUACCUAAACUGACUUAUUUUAAUGAAAAAAAUGACAAAAUUAGCGCAAUUAAAGAUUUAAAUAAAUAUUCAAUUGAUUUUAUUUGGUUUAAGUUAAUGAUUGAAAUUCUGUUAAAAAUGGCGAAUACUGACAGAGCAAAGCAGAUUAUGAUUCAAGUUAGUCGUAAAUAUUAUCGUGAUACUGAUAAAAAAGAAAAUGAUAAUAUAGAAAAUGAUAAUAUUAAUAAAUUUGAAUUGGAUCAAACUACUUCUGAUCAUGCAAUACAUUGGUAUACACGAUCAUGCUUUUGUUAUCGUUUGACAAAUAAAGCUCUCUGUACACAAGAUCCUGAUUGUUUAUUUACCUUUCGAUAUAUUAUCACCAAUAUUCAUAAGCAAUUAGAGAUUUUGUAUAAGCAGAAUCGUAAUGACACAUUAACACCAAUAGUUUUAUAUCGAGGUAAACUUUUAUGGGCUAUUACACUACACAAUUUGAAAGAUAACAUUGGUGGUUUAGUGUCAAUGAACGGUUUCGUAUCAGCCACUAGAGUUGAGCAAAUAGCAGAUAUUUACUGUAGUCGUGACCAAGAAAACGGAUAUGAACGAUCUUUUUUUAAAUUAAAUAUUGGUAUUGAUAGUCCAGUACCUUAUGCUUCAAUCCACAAGCACAGUGCAUUUCCCGAUGAACAUGAAGUCUUAUUUUCUAUUGGUACCGUGUGGCGAAUAAAAUCUGUGGAUCAAGGUGAAGAUAAAGUGUGGAAUAUUGUAUUAGAUUUAGUGGCGGAAUAUGAUGAAUGUUGUAUUGAGCUGACAAAUUACCUAAAAGAGCAGUUGGGUGAAGAGACAACAUUGUUAACAUUCGGGAAUUUUUUAAGUGAAUUAGGUGAAUAUGAAAAAGCUUUUCGGUAUUAUACGCUUCUCUUGGAGGAGUUACCUGACGAUGGUAAUGAACGUAGUACAAUUUAUAAUAAACUUGGUUGUUUACGAUAUGAACAGGGUGAAUAUUCAAUGGCUGAAGGAUAUUAUCGGAUAGCGAUAAGUUAUUUGAAAGAUAAAGAAGAGGAGAAUAUAGAAAUUAACGGUAAUCCAUUCGAAUCGAUUAAUGUACUUGUUUCUAAUUCUAUUAAUCAACUUCGAGCUGCUGAUUCAUUUCCACCUUCGACUACAACCACAUCCAAAUUCAGAUCAUUUGAUGAUAGAAUUGACUUAAUAACAAAACCACUAAAAGCCGAUCAUUCAUCAGCUGGUAAAAUCAGAAAUAAUCAAGGCCUUCUCUAUUAUGGUUAUGGAGAUUACAAGGCAGCUUUGGGUUAUUAUGAACAAGCUCGAAAACUAUUUGAAGUUGAACCAGCAAAAAAUGCAUAUGCACUUGAUCUAUCAGCCGUAUAUAAUAAUGAGGGUGUUAUUUAUCUUGAACAAGGAAGAUAUGACGAUGCUUUGGAUAGUUUUGAAAAAGCAAUUAUAAUUGCUAGUAAACAAUUCCCGCCUAAACAUCCUUGGAUACUUGAUUAUAUAAAAAAUCUAAAUGUAGUCAUAGAAAAACGAUAA
Messenger RNA from Didymodactylos carnosus, 1965 nucleotides. The record is from the annotation of a GenBank genome assembly. NCBI's taxonomy places the organism in Eukaryota, Metazoa, Rotifera, Eurotatoria, Philodinida, Philodinidae.